GAGCAGUGGGCGGGACCCAGCACACUCCACUAAUUACCGGCUACCUGCAGUAAAUUACAGGAGGCAAAGGAGAGAAGAUCAGUCACCCUGCACAGGGAGAGAGAGCAGCAGUGAGCGGUCUUUAUUACAGGAAGCUCCUACACAGGGAAAGUCGCACACUGGAUGACUGCACAGAUCUGGAAGAAAUACACAAAGCACACCAAGCAUCAAUUGUGUUCCAGUGGUCCAUUGUGGGAGGGCAGAAGAAGUGUGAGCCUGUGCCCUGUAUGCCCAAGAUUUGGAGUUUUCACUGAGCCUGCACCAUUAAUUAGACUGGCCAACAUAGCAGAUGGCUCCCAAAAAGAUGAUCAUUGCGGCAUUCGUAAUACUACCGUGUUUGAGCAUGCUCUCAUACAUCAUUUACAUUGAUACUUUCAAAAGGAACCCCUCUAUAAAGUUGCAUGGAGACACCUGCAAACAAAACCCUCCUUUCUUGGUUCUGCUGGUGACCACGACACAUGACCAGAAGACAGUGCGCAUGGCCAUCAGAAAAACAUGGGGGCAGGAGCAACUCAUCCUUGGAAAACGAGUGGUGACCUUCUUUCUUCUUGGCACCAAUCCAACUCCUAGUACUGAGAAAGACGCCUUUUUAUCAGAAGAAAUUGACACCUACAAAGACAUCAUCCAAAAAGACUUCAUGGACACAUAUGACAACUUGACUUAUAAAACAUUAAUGGGCAUGGAAUGGAUUACUAACCAUUGCCCUCAGACACACUACGUCAUGAAGACAGACGUGGACAUGUUUAUCAAUACAUUUUACCUUGUCCAACUACUCAUGCGUAAAAAACAGACUUCAAAUCUUUUCACAGGUUUUCUAAAGCCAACCGAUGCCCCAAUACGUGAUAAAAACAGCAAGUGGUACGUAAGUGAAAGCGAGUUCAGCGGUGAUAAAUACCCCCCGUUUUGUUCGGGUACUGGCUACGUGCUCUCUGUAGAUGUUGCCCAAAGGAUCUACAACAUAUCUUUCUCCGUACCGUUCCUUAAACUGGAAGAUGUGUACAUAGGGAUGUGUCUGGAGAAACUAAAUAUCGGGUUGCAGGAACUUCACGAUAAACCUGUGUUUUUUCCAUCAAAGCCUCCAUUCUCUGUGUGUACCUAUCGGAACCUUGUGACGUCUCAUAGGGUCGAGCCACACGAAAUGAUACUUUAUUGGGAUACCUUGGAGAAGGCACAAGACGAAAAAUGUUAAGAUGCACUUUUCUUUUCUAAAAUUAAUACGGUGAACUUUUAAGAAACCUUUACUUGCACUGUGUAAUGCCCUGUACACACGAUCGGUUCAUCCGAUGAAAACGGACCGAUGGAUUUUUUCAUCAGAUAUCCGAUGAA
Rana temporaria (common frog) is the source of this 1365-nucleotide messenger RNA. RefSeq names its product beta-1,3-galactosyltransferase 5-like. The record is from RefSeq and is a predicted model, not a curated record. Gene Ontology annotation, molecular function: N-acetyl-beta-D-glucosaminide beta-(1,3)-galactosyltransferase activity. The transcript is spliced from 3 exons. Gene Ontology annotation, cellular component: membrane. Lineage: Eukaryota; Metazoa; Chordata; Amphibia; Anura; Ranidae. The coding region runs from base 329 to 1228 and encodes 299 amino acids.